UACUAACCAAUCACUGAGCUAGAUGUACAGUAGGCGAUGCUUCUGGCUUUGCAACCACUCGCUGAUUAGUCGGUAGCUCAGAAGUCCCUCCCACUGUACGGCCGAACCCUUGGAUGCAGUAGCUGGCCGCUCUGAUCGCACCCCGAACCCUCGUAGCGCAGCGGAGGAAACCGAACCGCUAUUUAUCGAUCUGCCAUUUAUUACUGAUCGUUAAACACUACUGGACAGCAGGUCUGAACUUCGUCUGGGUCGAAUCUUUUGAGUCUUUGGGGCCCUCGGAAGUGGUGACAUGUCUGGCUUGUUGUUGUUUUUACCCUGCUUAGCUAGAUAGCUAGCCGUGUGUGCCUUGCGCUGCUGACGGGGUAACGCAGGUUCUCUUACUCGGCACCGACAGCACUUCGUUGCGAACACUCCAGUCCUUCCGCUGGAGCGGUCUGACUCAUGUGAACCGUCCCGGGCCUGGUCGCCCCCCGCUGCCGGUCCCGGAGGUCUCUGGUCCCGAUGGAGGCCAACAUGACCCCGCUGUCCCACCUCCAGGAGAACUCGUACAAAAUGACCGAGGAGGACGUCAAACGGCUGAUUGAGUUCCGGGCAUCUAACGAGUCCCUGUUCACCGGGAAGAGGAACUCUGCGAAGAUAGCAUGGAACACCAUCCUGAAGGGCCUGGGGCUGCAGGGGAAGCUUAGUGCUGACCAGAUUGCCAAGAAAUGGGACAACCUCCGCACCAAGUACAAGGACCUAAAGCAGCCUUAUCAGGGCCAGGAGGGCGGCUCCCAGGACUCGUGGCCCUGGUUCCACAUCAUGGACGACGCCAUGCAGGGCCGCCUCUACAACAGCACGCUGGUCCUAAGCCCCGCCCCCACGCCCCACACCCCGCACCAACUGGCCCCGGGGGCAUCGGCCUCGCGCCACGGCAACCGUAACCCGGAUAACGCCGACAUCCUGGAGUUCCUGAUCAAGACAGAGAUGGAGGACUCGGGUGCGGGCGACGGCCCCCCCAGGCUGACCCCGCCCUGUGAGGGCUUGCCCAUGGGCUGGAGGCGGCUGUCGGAGUGCACCUAUAAGAUGUCGGAGCAGGAGACGGAGAGCAUGAUCAAGCUGCGCUGCACCAACGAGUCGCUGUUCACAGGCAGGAAGCACUCGGCCAAGCCGGCCUGGAGGGCCAUCCUGUUUGAGCUGGGCCUACAGGGGAAGGUCACCACAGACCAGCUGGCCAAGAAGUGGGACAACCUGAAGAGGAGAUACAAGGAGCUGAAGUUCCCGGCGCGUGGCGUGGAGAGUAGCCCCGGCUCCUGGCCCUGGUUUUACCGCAUGAGCGACGCCAUGGAGGGGCGGUUUGCGGCGGCGGCGCCCGUGCUCACGCCGCUGGUGGAGGAGGGGGAUGAGGACUGCGAGCCCGCCUCCCCCCCGCCACUGCCACGCAAGCGGGCGCGGCGCGGCGCCGGGCGUAGCAGCAUGUCGGAGUUCCUGACGGAGUCGGAGAUGGACCUGCUGGUGGAGACGGAGGACAAGGGCGGAGCGGCGGCGCUGGGGGAGCUGCAGCGCCUGACGGAGCUCACCUACAAACUAACAGAAGAGGACACCAGGAGGCUGAUAGAGCUGCGAGCCGCCAACGAGUCGCUCUUCACCGGCCGACGGAACACAGCCAAGCCAGCCUGGAGGGGCAUCGUGAAGGAGAUGGGGCUCACAGGGAAGAUCACCCCCGACCAGGUGGCCAAGAAGUGGGACAACCUGAAGACCAAGUUCAAGGACCUGAAGUUCCCCCCGCGGGGGGCUGAGGGCCAGCUAAGCCCUUCCUCCUGGCCUUGGUACCAGAUGAUGAGCGAGGCCCUGGAGGGCCGGCUGCUAGGCCACGCCCCCCGUGUGGCGCCGCUCUGGGCCAGCGACGAGGACGUGUUCGGGGCGUCUCCCGCCCAGGACCGCACCAGCAUGUCGGAGCUGGACGAGGGGCCCGACGCCAUGGACCCCGUCGCCAUGGACGCAGUCGCCAUGGACGCAGCCGUCGCCAUGGACAACGCGGUCGCCAUUGAAGCGGCGGCCGAGGCGGAUGGCAGCAUCACGUACAUCGACGCCAGCGGGGAGGAGUGUUCCACGCCCAGUGACUUCUCCUACAAGAUGUCUGAACAGGACACCAGGAGGCUCAUUAAGCUGAGAGCCGCUAACGAGGUUCUCUUCACGGGGAAGAGGAAUGCAGCCAAGGCCGCCUGGAAGGCCAUCCUGAAGGAGCUGGGCCUGCUGGGGAAGGUCUCCACCUAUCAGAUGUCCAAGAAAUGGGACAACCUGAAGAGGAGAUACAAGGACCUGAAGUACCCCCCCGUCGGCAUGGAGACGGCGGCGGACGGCGCGGCGUCCUGGCCCUGGUUCCACCUGAUGAACGACGCCAUGGAGGGCCGUCUGGGGGACAGCGCCCCCCUCCUCAGCCCCAUCACCCAUGACGACCAGCCCCCCGACCCCGCCCCCAGGGCGCGGCCCGCCCACCAGCCCCUCCCCCCCGACUACGACCCGUACCCCGAGGGGCCGGGGGGCGACGGCUGCGAGCGCGCCCUGGCGGAGCGGCUGGGGGGGCUGGAGAGGGAGUGGGAGAUGGUGGAGCGGGAGAGGCUGGCGGUGGAGACGGAGCGGGCGGGGCUAGAGAGAGACCGGGCGGGGCUGGAGCAGGACCGGGGGGUGGUGGAGAGGGACCGGGCCGCGGUCCAGGCGGACAGGCAGUGGCUGGAGCGGGAGAGGGCCCUGAUGGAGCAGGAGAGGGCGGCCCUGGACCGGGAGAGAGAGCUGCUGGACAACCAGAGGGCCCUGAUCCUCAGCUCCGUGGGCCACUCGGGACACCUCAACCCCCUGGGCAUGUAGCGGCCCUUGGGACUGUCUGACCCUGGGGGUGUAGACUGUCUAACCCUAGAGGUGCAGUCUAUCUAACCCUGGAGGUGGAGACUGUCUAACCCUGGAGAUGGAGACUGUCUAUCCCUGGGCGUGUAGACUGUCUAACCCUGGAGGUGGAGACUGUCUAAACCUGGGCGUGUAGAAGACUGUCUAACCCUGGGCAUGUAGACUGUCUAACCCUGGAGGUGGAGACUGUCUAUCCCUGGGCGUGUAGACUGUCUAACCCUGGAGGUGGAGACUGUCUAAACCUGGGCAUGUAGACUGUCUAACCCUGGGCGUGUAGACUGUCUAAACCUGGGCGUGUAGACUGUCUAACUCUGGGCGUGUAGACUGUCUAACCCUGGGCGUGUAGACUGUCUAAACCUGGGCGUGUGGACUGUCUAACCCUGGGCGUUUAGAGUAUCUAACCCCGGAGGUUGAGACUAUCUAACCCUGAGCAGGUAGACUAUCUGACCCCAGGGGUCAUGACCCUGGGGACAGGAGAAUCCACUUUUAUAUGUUGGAGGACGAUUGUAAAAAGAAGAAAUCUGUAAACUUUAUGAACGCAAUAAGAUCCACAUUCCUCUGUUUCGUCCGUAACCACGGCAACCAGCGUUACCGUGGACACCAGUGGCGCAGUACCACGGCCUUCCGUCGUGGCAACGGAGCUCAAGGACCAACAGGAAGGGCUGUGGGCGGAGCCUCCCCCUCCUUGGUGGAGUUUCUCCUCAUGGGCGUAGCUUCUCCUCCUGGGUGGAGCUUCCUCCUCCAUGGCGGAGCUCCUCCUCCUGGGCGGAGCUUAUUGGGCAGAAGAUACAGAGUGCCUCUAGCCAAAAAAUCUCUACAUAAUCCUUCAUACCCAAGGCAAUACACACACACAAAAUACUUACACAAGCACCACAUACACACAAUUAGAGAACAGACUGCCUUCAUUCAAAGACAAUUUUCUAAUAUGGCAACCUGUGGGACAAAUAAAGCUUUUGAACUUUGAUCUUUGGACUUCUCCUGGGCAGAGCUUCUCCUGGGCGUGGCGUCUGUUGGGCAAACGGCCGUCUGACCUCUGAACUGUGGGCGGAGCUUCGGCAUGCUCGCUGACGUUAGUUUUUGAUAUAUAUAUAUAUAUGUUUAUUAUCUACCCAUGUGACUUUGUACACGUAUCGUAUGAACAAUGGUCCCCCUGAUGAGGAGCAUCCUGACGGACCAAUUAAAGCCGGGUUUGUCGUGACGUCCUGACGUAAGGCCCGCCCCCUCCGAAGUUAAUGUUGAAAAGUGCCAAUAUCUUCUGUUAGCAUCAAUGGAGUCGCUGACGUCUGCCUUAUGUUGGGUUCUGGAUUAAAAAAUCUACAGUAAAUGGAGACGUUGAGUGUUCCGUGUUCUUCAGACCAGCGGGUCUGCAGGGUUCACCUCAAUUGAACUAGAUAAUCAGGACAACUGACAGCUUCGCUUUGAUUCUCAUCAACAUUGAAAUCUUGUCUUUGCUCUACAUUUGAAAUGUAGUUUCAUUACUUUACACGUGUAGGGGUGGCUAUUGAUGGGGAGGGGGGGGGGUGUCACCCCCCUCUAGUGUUCAACGGUUGUAAAGACAAGUGGGUGUGUUGUGCAGGCGCACAAAGGAGUACACCUUGCCACUGCGUUAUUGGUCCGGAACCUUCGAUCCAUCCAUCUCUUCACCAAAUGUUCACUACGGGUUAUUUAUUAACGUAGCCACAAUGUGCGCCACAUCUUGUAAAAGAUGAUAAAAGAUUGCAAAUUAAAGUCAACCCUUUUUUUUUUUA
Gadus morhua (Atlantic cod) is the source of this 4631-nucleotide messenger RNA. RefSeq lists its product as uncharacterized. Lineage: Eukaryota; Metazoa; Chordata; Actinopteri; Gadiformes; Gadidae. The record is from RefSeq and is a predicted model, not a curated record. Gene Ontology annotation, cellular component: cytoskeleton. Bases 502 to 2847 code for a protein of 781 amino acids. The transcript is spliced from 13 exons.